AUGGUUGAAGGUGGCAUGGGAUGGAUCAUCGUCGAUUCAUUGGACACCAUGAUUAUCAUGAACCUCACAGCCCAAGUCCGGCAUGCGCGACAAUGGAUCGCCACCUCGCUACAGUAUAACCAGGACCACGACGUUAGUACAUUCGAGACAACCAUUCGCAUGCUCGGAGGAUUAUUAUCGGCACACUACCUCUCAACACAAUAUCCGACUCUCGCACCAAUCAAGGACGAUGAUGCGGGUGCCGCUGGAGAGGAUCUGUACAUUGAAAAGGCCACUGACCUGGCAGACCGAUUGCUUGGAGCUUUUGAGACGCAUUCUGGAAUUCCACUUGCAAGUGUUAAUCUGAAUACCUCCGCGGGCAUCGAAGCGCACAGUGAUGGCGGCGCAUCUUCCACCGCCGAGGCAACGUCGGUUCAGCUUGAAUUCAAGUAUUUGGCAAAGCUGACCGGUGAAGCUGAGUACUGGAAGGCCGUGGAGAAGGUCAUGGAAGUUGUGGACGAGCAGCAUCCGCAGGAUGGCCUUGUUCCUAUCUACAUUCACCCCCAGUCUGGUCAAUUCAAAGGAGAUAACAUUCGCCUUGGUAGCCGAGGUGACUCCUACUAUGAGUAUCUCAUCAAGCAGUAUCUUCAGACCUCUCAACAGGAGCCUGUGUACAAAGAGAUGUGGGAUGAGUCUAUGCAAGGCAUCCGCAAGCAUCUGCUUGCCUUUUCUGAAAAUGCGCAGCUCAUGGUGCUGGGCGAACGUCCAUCGGGCCUGGAUAAAUCCCUUUCGCCCAAGAUGGAUCACCUGGCCUGCUUCAUGCCCGGAACUAUUGCACUGGGUGCGACGAGUGGUCUGCCACUGUCUGUGGCGAGGAAGUCACCUGCCUGGUCUCAGCAGCGGGAAGAGGAGAUCCUCAUCUCUCGUGAGCUGAUGAAGACCUGCUGGGCAACAUACAUCAACACAGCAACAGGCCUGGCCCCCGAAAUCUCCCACUUUGUCCUGGAUAAGGAGCCCGUCAUGAUGGGAGAUAAAUACCCCCAGCCUUCCAAGGCCGGAUCACCAUAUGAGAUGAGAGGCAUUUCUCAACCACUGACCACUGCAGUUGAUGGCUCAGAAGCAUGGCGCAAGGACAUCGUCAUCCACGCCAAUGACCGCCACAACUUACAACGCCCUGAGACUGUUGAAUCUCUCUUCUACAUGUACCGCAUCACCGGCGACGAGAUGUACCGUGAAUGGGGGUGGGAGAUGUUCAAGUCUUUCGUCGAGCACACAGCCGUGUACGAAGAGAAGCCCUCUACAGCCGCAACCCCAGGCAGCAACAGAAAUAUCCACCGUGUCAAGGGAUUCACAUCCCUUUCCAACGCGGACAAACUCCCCGCCGACAAGCGCGAUAACAUGGAGAGUUUCUGGAUGGCCGAAACUCUCAAGUACUUCUACCUGUUAUUCUCGGAUCGCGACUUCAUUUCCCUCGAAGACCAUGUCUUCAAUACCGAGGCGCAUCCUUUACCGCGGUUCAGGCCUACGGGUGAAUUGAAGACCGGCUGGCAGAGGAAGCCUCGCCAGGCUGAACAAUAA
Messenger RNA from Penicillium argentinense, 1557 nucleotides. RefSeq names its product glycoside hydrolase family 47 protein. The coding region runs from base 1 to 1557 and encodes 518 amino acids. Gene Ontology annotation, cellular component: endoplasmic reticulum; membrane. Gene Ontology annotation, biological process: carbohydrate metabolic process; N-glycan processing. The record is from RefSeq and is a predicted model, not a curated record. Gene Ontology annotation, molecular function: calcium ion binding; mannosyl-oligosaccharide 1,2-alpha-mannosidase activity. The transcript is spliced from 2 exons. Lineage: Eukaryota; Fungi; Ascomycota; Eurotiomycetes; Eurotiales; Aspergillaceae.